This is a messenger RNA of Ilex paraguariensis (yerba mate), 741 nucleotides long. NCBI's taxonomy places the organism in Eukaryota, Viridiplantae, Streptophyta, Magnoliopsida, Aquifoliales, Aquifoliaceae. The record is from the annotation of a GenBank genome assembly.
AUGGAGAAACCUUGGGAGUUUUUUUCUUUGGAUUUUGAUUUUGAUUGGUGGCUUUUGGUAACGAAGAAACGAGGGGGUUUUCGAGUGGGAGGUCAAAGAAUAACGGGAAGUGCCGUUAGAGAGGCCAAUGAAGCACUCGAGAACGAGUACAACAGCUAUGCCCGUCGCAAGCCCCGACUCUCUCCUUCGUAUGGAGUCCCACCUGGUGUGACUCGUCCAUCUGAGGAAUUCGGCGGCGGUGGUGAUGGUUAUGGGUAUGAGAAGCCUCAGCCCAAUUCUGGGUUUCAGCCCGGGAUGAAUCGACCUGGUGGUGGCGCUGGGUUCGGAUCUGAAUACGAAUCUGGGUAUGGUCGGAAGCCGGAAUACGAGAGGCCCACAUCAGAAUAUGGAUCUGAGUAUGGUCGGAUGCCGGAAUACGAGAGGGCAACCUCAGAAUAUGGAUCUGGCUGUGGAGGGAGGAGUGAGUAUGAGAAACUCAGUUCCGACUAUGCAUCUGGGUAUGGGAGGAAAAGUGAAUAUGAGGAGCCCAACUCGGAGUAUGGAUCUGGGUAUGGUGGCUCCGGUUAUGGACGGAAGGAGGAACACAGUUCAGAUUAUGGAUCUGGGUAUGGAAGAAAGAGCAAGUACGAGGAGCCCAGUACGGAAUACCGGCGGAAGACCAGUUAUGGGGAGGAGGAGGGCGGUGGUGGAUAUGGGUCCGGUCCGGUUGGAGGCCUGAGAGGACAGAGUACAGGAGGCUAG